Molecule: messenger RNA, 741 nt
Organism: Musca vetustissima
Lineage: Eukaryota; Metazoa; Arthropoda; Insecta; Diptera; Muscidae
Gene: SrpRbeta
Product: signal recognition particle receptor subunit beta
Exons: 4
Coding region: 7-741 (244 amino acids)
Biological process (GO): Golgi to plasma membrane protein transport; intracellular protein transport; protein localization to organelle
Cellular component (GO): Golgi apparatus
Molecular function (GO): GTP binding
Source: RefSeq, a predicted model, not a curated record
CACGCCAUGGAGAAGACACAGAGGGCCACACAUCGGGGAGAGCCCAUUAAAUUGACAGAAGUAAAUAUGACACCUAUUUUGGUGGCAUUAAUUGUGGGCUUUAUUGCCGUGGCAUUGUUCGUCAUUUUCCGCAAGAAAACCUCAGCCAGACGUGAUAUCCUGUUGAGCGGCAUCAGUGAGGCUGGUAAAAGUGCAUUAUUUAUGCAAGUUCUAUAUAAUCAAUUCCCCGAGACUUUCACCUCGAUGUCGGAAAAUGUGGGCACCUACAAAAAGGGCAACUUAAGCAGUAGAAUAAUUGAUAUUCCUGGUCAUUAUAGAGUACGUGAUAAAUCGUUUGAAAAGUACAAGCGUACAGCUAAAGGUAUUGCCUUUGUUGUGGAUUCAGUGACAGUACAAAAAGAAAUACGUGAUGUGGCCGAUGCCCUAUAUUCCAUACUUACCGAUGCCGCCACAGCGCCAUGCAGAAUAUGUGUAUUUUGCAAUAAACAAGAUUCCACCACAGCAAAGAGUGUAGAAGUUAUCAAGACUUCCUUGGAAAAGGAAUUAAAUUUAGUACGUGACACACGCAGUCGUAAACUGCAAUCCACCUCAGAUGAUGAUGCCAGCAAACCCUUAUAUUUGGGUAAACCAGGCAAAGAGUUUGAAUGGUCCCACCUGCAACAGAACAUACAAUUCUAUGAAGGUUCAGCAAAGGAUGGUGAAUUCAGUGACUUAAAGGAAUGGAUUGAAAAGUUGUUGUAA